Paralichthys olivaceus (Japanese flounder) is the source of this 1391-nucleotide messenger RNA. The record is from RefSeq and is a predicted model, not a curated record. Lineage: Eukaryota; Metazoa; Chordata; Actinopteri; Pleuronectiformes; Paralichthyidae.
GUGAUUGAUGUUGGUGAACACCUGUUCUCAGGUCAGCACAGACGUCAUCAUGCCUUUCGGAAACACCCAUAAUGCGCUGAAGAUGAACUACUCUGCGGAGCAGGAGUACCCCGACCUCAGCCAGCACAAUAACUACAUGGCCAAGGUGCUCACGCCUGAGAUGUAUGCCAACCUGCGGGACAAGGAGACGCCCAGUGGAUUCACCCUGGACGAUGUCAUCCAGACUGGCAUCGAUAAUCCAGGUCACCCGUUCAUCAUGACGGUAGGCUGUGUUGCUGGAGACGAGGAGACGUAUGAGGUGUUCCAAGACCUGAUGGAUCCAGUCAUUGAAGACCGCCACGGAGGAUACAAGCCAUCAGACAAACACAAGACCGACUUGAACUCUGAAAACCUGCAGGGUGGAGAUGAUCUGGAUCCAAACUACGUGCUGAGCUCUCGGGUUCGGACCGGACGGAGUAUUCGUGGCUUCUGUCUGCCGCCACACUGCAGCCGUGGAGAAAGACGAGCCAUCGAAAACCUGUCCAUUGAAAGUCUGGACAUCCUGGACGGGGAAUUAAAGGGGAAGUACUACGCCCUGAAGAACAUGACGGAGGAGGAACAGCAGCAGCUGAUCGAUGACCACUUCCUGUUUGAUAAGCCCGUCUCCCCUCUGCUGCUGGCAUCCGGAAUGGCCCGUGACUGGCCCGAUGGCCGCGGCAUCUGGCACAACGACAACAAGACCUUCCUGGUGUGGGUGAACGAGGAGGAUCACCUGCGCGUCAUCAGCAUGCAGAAAGGUGGGAACAUGAGGGAGGUGUUCACCCGCUUCUGCACCGGACUCACCAAGAUUGAGGACUUGUUUAAGGAGCGAGGUCACGAGUUCAUGUGGAAUGAACACCUGGGCUAUGUCCUCACCUGUCCGUCAAACCUGGGGACAGGACUAAGAGCCGGUGUCCAUGUCAAAUUGCCGAACCUCAGCAAGAGUGACAAGUUUGCAGACAUCCUGGAGAGACUGAGACUUCAGAAGAGAGGGACAGGUGGAGUGGACACAGCGGCGGUGGGCGGAGUCUUUGAUAUCUCCAAUGCGGACCGUCUGGGUUUCUCGGAGGUGGAGCUGGUUCAGAUGGUGGUGGAUGGCAUUAACCUGCUGGUGGACAUGGAGAAACGCCUGGAGGCUGGAGACUCCAUCGACGACAUGAUCCCAGAGCAGAAGUGAACUGUGUCACUGCCCCCUUGUCACCCCUCACUCCCCCUCCUCACCCCCUCACUGUAACCAAUCAGAGAGCGUCCUUCAGGACGUCUAGCGCUGCUCACUUAGACUUCGUCUUCCAACAUGUGAAGGAUUUUCUAUUUGUCUCCAACUGUUGGACUCUUAACACCUGAAUAUGUAAUAAAGUAUCUGUGUCCCUGAA